AUGUCGUCUCCUGUCUGGCUCAUCACAGGCGCGUCGAGCGGGUUCGGCCUGUCUCUCACGCUCCGGGCCCUCAAGGCCGAGCACCGCGUCAUCGCGGCAAUCCGCAGCAAGACCAAGUCCGCCGACGCCGUCCAGCAAAUCACCGCCAGCGGAGGCCAGGUCGUCGAGCUGGACAUGACGGAGUCGCAGACAAGCAUCGCCGCCAAAGUGAAGCAGGCCGAGGACAUCUACGGGCGCAUCGACAUCCUCGUCAACAAUGCGGGGUACUCGCAGCUCGGAGCGGUGCAGCACUUUACAGAGGACGAGUUCAUGCUGCAGUACCGGACCAACGUCUACGGCCCGCUCUUCACGACGCAGGCCGUCCUGCCGGGAAUGCGCUCACGCCGCAGCGGCCUCAUCGUCAACCUCAGCAGCGUCGGCGGGCAGGACGUGCUCGCCACGUGCGGGGCCUACAGCUCGAGCAAGUUUGCGCUCGAGGGCAUCUCCGAGGCGCUGGCCAAGGAAGUCGCCGAGUUCGGCAUCUCGGUGCUCAUCGUCGAGCCGGGCGCGUACCGGACCAACUUCUUCCACGCGCUGCAGCGGCCGGCGGGCGGCCGGCUGCCCGACGACUACAAGGGCACCGUGACCGAGGCCAUGUUCGAUAAGUUCGCGGAGAUGACGGGCAGGCAGCCGGGCGACCCGGACAAGGCCGUGGAGCGCAUGUUCCAGGUCAUCACGGGGGAGGGCAGCGGCGGGAGGUUGCGCGGCAAGGUGCUGCGGCUGAUGCUGGGGAUGGAUGCUGUGGAGCGCAUUGAGAAGAAGACGGAUAGGCUGCGCGAGGACUUGGCUGAGGCGCGCAAGCUGGAGGAGGAGUGGAGCACGCUGUUGUAG
Molecule: messenger RNA, 870 nt
Organism: Purpureocillium lilacinum
Lineage: Eukaryota; Fungi; Ascomycota; Sordariomycetes; Hypocreales; Ophiocordycipitaceae
Molecular function (GO): oxidoreductase activity
Source: RefSeq, a predicted model, not a curated record